Messenger RNA from Dalotia coriaria, 2353 nucleotides. Its product is annotated as beta-galactosidase-1-like protein 2. Gene Ontology annotation, cellular component: vacuole. Lineage: Eukaryota; Metazoa; Arthropoda; Insecta; Coleoptera; Staphylinidae. Bases 255 to 2201 code for a protein of 648 amino acids. Gene Ontology annotation, biological process: carbohydrate metabolic process. The transcript is spliced from 2 exons. The record is from RefSeq and is a predicted model, not a curated record. Gene Ontology annotation, molecular function: beta-galactosidase activity.
GACUUUGAUGUUCUUGUUGUGCUGACGCUGAAAUAGUGUGCCCAAUGACCGUCAGGUGUCGCAUGCAUGCAACAAGUUCGAAAUCCGUUGUAAAACAAACGCGCGCGCAGUUGACAACGGAAUGUUCGUUGGUUGAGUUGAAUGUAGCGCGUGUUUGCCGGCUGAAAACGUUUUGCUACGCUGCAAUUUAUGUAUAAAUAGCAAGUUUUUACUUGUUUAUCAGUACAACAGGAAAAGAAAUUAAAAAACUUAAAAUGUCUGUUGCUCCAAGCACGACAAUCUACACUCAUUAUACGCAGCCAGUGAUUCAUUCUGGCUUGACUACAAUCAACGCGAGUCACUUCACACUCAACAAUCUCCCCCUGACUAUUUAUAGCGGCGCUCUUCAUUAUUUUCGCGUUCCUAAAGCCUACUGGCGUGAUAGGCUCAGAAAAUUGAAAGCUGCUGGUCUGAAUACAGUCGAAACCUACGUUCCUUGGAAUCUUCAUGAACCAUCACCAGGAUAUUAUGACUUUGGAUCAGGCGGCACUGAUUUUGAGCAAUUUUUGGACAUUGCUGAGUUUCUUAAAUUAGCUCAAGAAGAAGAUUUGCUUGCAAUUGUACGUCCAGGGCCUUACAUCUGUUCAGAAUGGGACUUUGGAGGAUUACCAUCAUGGCUACUCAAAGAUCCGAAUGUAAUCGUACGCAGAAACAAUGCAAAGUUCCUUGAAUACGUCGGAAACUACUUUAACGCAUUAUUUAAAAUACUUGCAAUGCUGCAGUUUACAAAAGGUGGUCCAAUUGUUGCAUUCCAAGUAGAAAAUGAAUACGGAAAUGUCAAAGUUGAAGGUGAAGAUAUCGACCAGGUUUAUUUAAAGAAGUUGGUAGAUAUGUUCAAAGAAAAUGGUGUUGUUGAAUUGUUAUUUACCAGUGACACACCGUCCAAUGGCGACCAGGGUGCAAUACCAGGAUUGCUCAACACUGCAAACUUCCAAACAGACGCCGUAAAAGAAUUGAACAUCCUCAGAGGUAUUCAGAAAGAUAAACCACUCAUGGUGAUGGAAUUCUGGUCUGGAUGGUUUGAUCACUGGGGUGAGAAACAUCACACUGUCCCGACAGAUCAGUUUGCCAAAGAACUGGAAGAUAUUUUAAGUUUUCCGGCUUCUGUAAACUUUUACAUGUUUCAUGGCGGUACAAACUGGGGAUUCCUCAAUGGUGCAAAUAUCAUGGAGAAAGAUAAUAACCAUGUCGCUUUUGAUACUUCAAGCUAUGAUUAUGAUUGUCCUCUGUCCGAAAGUGGGGAUUACACUGAAAAAUAUCAUGCUUUGAAGAGGCUUAUUGCCAAAUACAACACAAUUAAUAUUAAGUUGCCUGAGAUGCCUGCUGAAAGUAAAAAAAUCAAAUAUUCAUCGAUUCCUACAAAGAAAAUGCUAAAACUAUCAAAUUAUAUUAAAUUAUUUGAUAUUGAAGUCAAACAUAGUCAUAAACUCCAAACCAUGGAAUACUUUGAUCAACAAUAUGGUUAUAUUGUUUAUUCUAAGACUAUUUGUACAUUAUCCAGUGGAGCUGUCUUAAAACUAUCAGAAAAAGUAAAAGACACAGUUUUGGUUCUUGUUAACGGUAAACUAGUAAACAAACCUUUUGAAAAACCGUCUGACGUCGCAGGAUUUGGCUACUGGAAAGCAGAAAAUUCAACAAUUGUCUUAACUAAUGAAACUUUAACAAACGCCAGACUAGAUUUGAUUGUAGAAAACUUUGGUCGUGUGAAUUAUGGCAAACUACAUGACUUCAAUCAAUUUCGUGGACUUUCCGGUAAUAUUUACAUCGAUAAUGUUGAAAUAUUCGAUUGGGAAGUAGUCAGUCUACCGUUUUCAAAGAAACUGAACAAUUUAUUGUCAACUAGGGCUGGAUGGGAAGAUAUUGACAAUGAUUACGUUGGUCCUGCUUUGUACACAUUCAAUUUAAACAUAAAUAAUACUGACACAAGUGAUGCAAACCUGUUUGGGGAUAGUUUCAUUGAUAUGUCCAAGUGGAACAAAGGCAUUGUCAUUGUAAACGGCUUUGUGCUGUCCAGAUACUUUAAACUUGGCCCACAACAAACUUGUUACAUACCUGGUCCGUUAUUGAAGCCUGGUUGUAAUGAAAUCAUCGUGUUUGAGCAUUUUGAACAUGCUGCGAAUUUAGAAUUCAACGAGAAACCAAUAUUUUAUACUAUGCAGUAAUAUUACGUUGAUUUCAUGAUUAUAAUAAUCGCGGUCAUUAGGUGGAACGCCUACUAAAUGGGGCACUAUUAACCUUAUUACAUCCAACUGUAAACUUUUAUCAUGAGCAUUUACUGUUAGAUUAAAACACGUUUCAAAUUUUUUAAAUUUUA